ACUCAAACCCCCCCCCACCUAGUUAUGACUGUUUCCUCUGUUUUACAUUAUAAAAUUUUAAAAAAUUACCAAAAAAAGAGGAAGCGGAAGAAAAAGAACACACCGGGAAAAUCCCCAAAAUUGGCACUGGUGUGCUGCGCUGUGGCGUCUACGCUUGUGUACUUGGCUGGAGUCCCCCAGCUUUGAGGUUGCUUUGGAGAAAAGCACCCAAUAGGUUUGCAGGUUCCCCUUUAAAACAUUUUUUUCCCUCUCUCCUCGCUCCCCACCCCAUUUUUAUCCCAAACCCUCCUUUCUUCUGCCCUCAUUGCAGGCUGUUCCCUAAUGCAGUUGUCCUUCUGCAAAACUUCUUUCCCUCCCUCCCUCCUUCUUUCCCUCUCUCCUCCUCUCUCUCCUUCCCCCCCCCCCCCCCCAUAGAAGUCUGCUGACUAAGAUUUGACAAAACCGAGGAGGCUGCAAUACCGUCAGCAUUAUGCUGAUGAACUGGGGUUGGGAAAUAGAGGACAAGGAAGGAGGUUGAAAGGUGGGGGGAAACUCAAGGCACUCGGGGUGGGUGGGGCGGGAAUCCUCUUUCUCUCUCAGCGCCCCCCCCUCUCCUGCAUCAUCUCCAUCUCAACUUCGGCUGAGCUUCUGAGAUUUCUCUCUUUUUGCCCUGGGACGUCCCUCUUCUCAAGGAGAAACAAUGCUCCCUGCGAGGGCUGUGACAGGCACCUGCCUCCACCUUGCCAUCUUGACCCUCUGCUUCCGGCUCGCGGCUCCUCAGAAAGGACGGAAGAAAGUCGUGCAUGUCUCAGAGGAUGACAGUGGUGCCGUCGUGGUGCAGACAGCUCCGGGCAAAGUGGUCACCCACCGGGGCGGCACCAUCAUCCUGCCCUGCCGCUUCCACUACGAUGUCUCGGCCCACGACCCUGACGAGAUCCGCCUGAAGUGGACCAAGCUUGUGGAGCCCAUGUCCUUUGAGGACGUCUUUGUGGCGAUGGGCGUGGAGCGCAGGGCUUUCGGGAGCUACAGGGGCCGCACGGCGCUGCAGGAAGACGGCUCUGGGGACGCCUCCCUCAUCAUCCGGAACGUGACCCUCCAGGACUACGGGCGCUAUGAAUGCGAGGUGACCAAUGAGCUGGAGGACGAUGCUGGGAUGGUGAACCUGGACUUGGAAGGGGUGAUCUUCCCUUACCACCCCCGCCUGGGGCGCUACAGCCUGAACUUCCACGACGCCCAGCAGGCCUGCCUGGAGCAGGACGGGAUCCUGGCUUCCUACGACCAGCUCCACGAAGCCUGGCUGGAGGGGAUGGACUGGUGCAACGCCGGCUGGCUGCAGGACGGCUCGGUGCAGUACCCCAUCUCCAAGCCGCGGGACGAGUGCGGCCGGAAGGAGACCCCCGUCGGGGUGCGCAACUACGGCUACCGCCACAAGGACGACGAGCGCUACGACGCCUUCUGCUUCACUUCGAAUCUGAACGGCAAAGUCUACUUCCUCAAGACCUACCGCAAGCUGAGCUUCCCGGAAGCUGUCCAGGCGUGCAAGAAGAACGGAGGCGCCGUGGCCAAAGUCGGCCAGCUCUACGCUGCCUGGAAGAUCCAGCUCUUGGACAAGUGUGAGGCCGGCUGGGUGGGCGACGGCAGCAUCCGCUACCCCAUCGUCAACCCCAGAACCCGCUGCGGGGGCCGCGAGCCUGGCGUCCGCAACCUGGGCUUCCCCAACAAGAAAUACAAGCUCUUUGGCGUCUAUUGCUACAGAAGCGCCACCAGUGGAGGGUCCAAGGUGGCCGCCAAGGAGGGAGCAGGCAAGUGGAAACCUUUGCAGGUGUAAACAAGGUCGGCUUUGAACGGACAUGAAUCCUUGCAUCUCCCUCCAUCUUCCAGCCUCGAGGGACUGGGAGGGUUUUUCCUUGACCUUCCUCUGGAGAAGGAAACAAGUCUGCUGUGAAACAUGCAUUUGCUGGUCGAAGAGUCCCGAAAAACCAGAAGAGAAGGGCCGUUCCAGAUUCAGUUGAUUCUUUGCGGACUUCCAGAAACCCUGGGAAUCCAAGUUGCACCCAGCUUCUCACAAACCAUGACUUACGAUGCCCGCCCCCCGCUCUGCUUGAGUCUUCUUUUCCAAGAAACCCUGGCUGUUUGCAGUUUGCUAUUAUAUUAACGCUUCAGAUAUAGCUUUUACAAGGUGUGUGUGUGGGGGGGGUCUCCCCUGCCUUUUGCAAAGGGAGGAGGCACACAGGGAUUUGUCGCCACUGAGGAUUCAGCAGCCACCUGUCGCGAGGGAUCUGCUCCCCCCCCCUUAUAAACUACAAAAUGAAGACAAAUAUUUCUUCUUUUAUGCAUGGUAUUUGGGAGCGCCACAGUUAAUUGGACAGCAUUGCGUUGCACUGAAGGGCACUGCAGUCGCGCUGAGCUUCUUUUCUCUCUUCAUCCUGCAACCUGAAAGGGGGGGAGGCACACACCCCAUUACCGUUCCCGCUCUCCGUGCUCCUCCAGAGGUCAUUUUGCCCAGACAACCAAAUCCUACAAGUUUCUGUUGUCGUCUAGAAAACUGGAAGCGCAUGUUCAUCAAUGUGUGGUUUGUUGGGAGAGACUGUAGGGUCCUUGGAGCACAGCUCCUGUCAUUUUGUUUUGUUAUCUAUCUAUUAUAGGGGGUUGGACUAGAUGAGUCUUCUAACUCCACAGUUCUACAAUUUAUUGUCCUUUUU
This is a messenger RNA of Podarcis raffonei (Aeolian wall lizard), 2681 nucleotides long. RefSeq names its product hyaluronan and proteoglycan link protein 4 (gene HAPLN4). Lineage: Eukaryota; Metazoa; Chordata; Lepidosauria; Squamata; Lacertidae. The transcript has 5 exons. The record is from RefSeq and is a predicted model, not a curated record. Gene Ontology annotation, biological process: cell adhesion. The coding region runs from base 680 to 1807 and encodes 375 amino acids. Gene Ontology annotation, molecular function: hyaluronic acid binding.